This is a messenger RNA of Striga hermonthica, 870 nucleotides long. Lineage: Eukaryota; Viridiplantae; Streptophyta; Magnoliopsida; Lamiales; Orobanchaceae. The record is from the annotation of a GenBank genome assembly.
AUGACAGAAUGGACUCAAUCAACUCUAUCCCACAUCGGUGCUAGGGACUAUGAUGUUCUACUUCUUCCCGGGGAUCUAUCCUAUGCGGACACACAACAGCCCUUAUGGGACUCAUUUGGCCGCCUGGUCCAGCCCUACGCCAGCGCUCGUCCGUGGAUGGUCACGCAAGGGAACCACGAGAUCGAAAUUUUCCCGAUCAUUCACCCGCACGGCUUCAAGGCUUACAAUGCUAGGUGGUUGAUGCCCUAUCGGGAAAGCGGGUCCACGUCGAACCUCUACUACUCGUUCGACGUGGCACGGGCCCACGUCAUCAUGCUCGGGUCUUACGCGGACUUCAAUUCUGAUUCAGAUCAAUACAAGUGGCUGCAGGCAGAUCUGGCGAGCAUCGACAGAGCCAUCACGCCUUGGGUUUUGGUGCUGGUUCACGUGCCAUGGUACAAUUCGAAUUCCGCGCAUAAGGGGGAGGGUGAAGGGAUGAGGAAAGCCAUGGAGCGAAUGGUGUACGAUGCGCGUGUGGACUUGGUGUUUGCAGGCCAUGUUCAUGCGUACGAACGAUUUACUAGGGUGUACGACAACAAGGCUAACGAAUGUGGUCCGGUGCAUGUUACCAUUGGGGAUGGAGGAAAUCGAGAAGGUCUAGCUAUGACGUUUGAAAGCCCUAGUCCUUCAAUCUCGGUUUACAAAGAAGCAAGUUUCGGGCACGGGCGACUGAGAGUGUUGAAUAGCACGCAUGCACAUUGGACGUGGCAUAGGAACGAGGAUGACAUGAGCUCGGUCGUAGCCGAUGAGAUUUGGUUAGAGAGAUUGGCCUCGUCAUCUGUUUGCAUGGAUGCUAGAAAGCCAUCGAAAAUUCAAAAUGAUGAACUAUAA